GCGUGUGACGUGUGACGUAUCCGGAAGUGGAGAGCCGACUCCAAACGGCACAAACUCCGCUGUUUUCUCUUCAAAGGGCUCAAAUUCGUGCAGUUUUUCUUGUUUUGAUUUCAUUUCUUCACGUGUGGCUCAUCUUCCAUGGGCUGCGUUUAUGAAAAGGACAGAGAUUUGUUUAUAGUUUCGGAGAACAAAGAUGGUUUAAAGAGAAUCCGGAUGAAUCAGAGCCGGACAGUUUUCUGCAGCGGAGCGCAUCACGAGGAGCUGAGAACACAGGGGCCUGUCCGGGACUCGAACCUGUGUCCUCCUGCCCGUGUCCUCCUGAGUUUCUCCUGUGUCCUGUCCUCCUCUGAAGAUGGAGUCUGAGCUGUCUGUCCAGGUCGUGUCCCUGCUCCAGGCCGCUCUGUGGUGGGGGGCUGCAGGGGCCAUGGUGUUCGGGGGCGUGGUCCCGUACAUCCCUCAGUACAGAGACAUCCGGAGGACACAGAGCGCUGAGGGCUUCUCCACAUACGUGUGCCUCGUGCUGCUAGUGGCCAACAUCCUGAGAAUACUCUUCAGGUUCGGCCGAUACUUCGAGACGCUGCUCCUCUGGCAGAGCUUCAUCAUGAUCGGGACCAUGCUCACCAUGUUGAACCUCUGCACAAACGUCAGAGUGACCUCUGACCUCAACACCAAGAGACGCUCGUUCAUAGACUUUGACUGGAGCUACUUUUGGCUGUGGACUCGUUUCGUGGACUACGUGCAGUGCGUCGUGGCGUUCUCGCUGGUGGCGGCGUACGUCACCUACGUGCUGCUGGACUCGGCGCUUUACGUGGAGACACUCGGGUUCUUGGCCGUCUUCACGGAGGCCAUGUUGGGGACGCCUCAACUCUACUGCAACUUCCAGAACAAGUCCACAGAAGGAAUGAGCAUCAAGAUGGUCCUGAUGUGGACGAGCGGAGACACGUUCAAGACCGGCUACUUCCUCAUGACCCAGGCUCCGGUCCAGUUCUGGAUUUGUGGCCUUCUCCAGGUGUUUGUGGACUUUGCCAUUUUAUUCCAGGUUUACUACUACAGCCGAUACCCCCAGAAGCCCGUCUCCCACGCCGCCUCCCACACCAGCAGUGCCAAAGCCCUGUGAGCGAGCUGAGGACGCCACACUGAGCAUGACCAAAGCAUCAAGAUGGCGCCGCGAGUCUGUACGACACAAACAGCCAUAGAUCAGACGUGAACCGCAGUAUUUUAAAGACUCUUGUUACAGAAACAACUCAUUAGUGUCUCUUCCACUGGAGCGUCGGCCGAUGUGGAGCACAGACUCUAAACGUGACCCUGGAUCUGCCCGUGGUCAGUGAUCUGCCCGUGGUCAGUAUUACACACGUGGAGAUGUACUUAACGUUUCACUGAAGCCUUUUGUCGUCCGGAUGCUGAUGUUCGUUGCAUGGAGCCUCUGCCUUAAAUCUCCUUCAGUGUCACGCGGUGUUACCUGUAAUAUCCAUGUUCUGUCCAUAGGAGGCGUAUUUUUCAUAGACGUGUUCUCCUCGUUAUCCCAGAGAUGUGGAUUUAUAUGAACAAACAAUCAAAGAACUCACACUGUAACACAACACGUUUUUAUUCAGACAAUCUGGAGAAUUGUUUAAGUUUGUUAUUUUAUCUUUGAUUUUGUCAUUUUCAUGUUUAUCGCCAAGAACCUUCUGUGGUUGGUCAGUUUUAAAUGAAUCUAGAAUCAAAAGGGAGAGUUCAGUUUUAUGUUCACGUCACAUUUGAGUCGUAAAUGACGUUACACACUUUUGUAUAACAUUUAUAUCACGUGUGAUGCACCAGGUCUGUUGUUACUUCAUUAGAUUCAUGUUUCAGCUGUUUUCAUGUCUGGAUUACAUCAUCACAUAUUUCUACUUCACAGAGCAGAAGUUUCAUUUAUGUUUACACUUUUUAUGUUUUGUUCAUAAAUGUAACGCCCCUGCGGUCAGUCUCCCUCUGGUCACUGGCCUGUGUCUUCUGAAGCCCUGAAGCCCAAAACAAACUCUGCUGAAGCCCUGAAACUCGGUGCAAACUGCUCGUGUGAAGCAGGUCCAGAUUCUGGACACUUCCUUUGGGCUUUGAACGUCUCAGAUCUGAAUUCACAAAAACAUCUGCUGCAUUUUAUGCCAAAAACAUUUGUUUUCUCCAUUGGCGUCAGGGGCUGGAACAGAUGUGAAACUGUGAACGGAGGCAUGAGGUCACGUGACUUUAGGUCACGUGACUUUAGGUCAUGUGACUUUAGGUCAUGUGACUGCGGCGUCAUAAAUGAGACGACCUGACUUACUGCACAAUCGUUUAGAUUUUACAGACAGUGAGGCCCGGCAUUUAUACAAGACUCAUAAGAUUAUAUAGAGUUUACAUGUAUGUAAAGUACACAUGUAUGUGAAGAAUUAUACAUGUAUGUAGAGUAUACAGUACAUGUAUGUAUUAUAUAUGUUUUAUGUAAAGUUGUGAACGUCCUGAGGAAACGCUGCAGCUUAAAUCAAAGAAUGAGUCACAUUUACACUGAGCUCGGGUCAUUACACUGAGCUCAGGUCAUUACACUGAGCUCAGGUCAUUACACUGAGCUCAGGUCAUGUUCUUCCUCGUUUUCACUCGUGUCAGACUCGUCUGUUUUUCCUGCAGUUUUCUGUUUCAGUGAUUUUAACCCUUUUUUUUUUUCAAACAAAAUCUGUGAUUUUUAAAUUUCAUUUUAUUUUAUUUUUAAUGAAUCUGUUCAACAAAAAGUGUUUCACCUUCACUUCAGUGUCGAAUCAGGCAGGGUUAAAAUGACCUGAAGUUAAACUGACCUGAGGUUAAACUGACCUGAAGUUAAACUGACCUGAGGUUAAACUGACCUGAGGUUAAAAUGACCUGAGUUAAACUGACCUGAGGUUCUGUGUGAAGUGCCUGGUUCAUUAUUUCAUUGAAGCUGAGCUUCAUUUUCCUGACGCUGUGAAACGGGUGGAGCUGUUUCCUCGUCUCCAGUGAAGAGGCUCGUCUGUUGUCAUGGUGAUAUCGUUUGUUUAUUUACGAGUCGGCUCCAUGAAGCAGGAGGAGCUCAGUGUUUGUCCAAUGACCUGGAGGUUGGAGGUUUGACUCAACAAAAACAAAACAUAAUCUGUAGAACGAACAGAGCCACGGAGCCACAGAGCCACAGAGCCACUGAGCCACGGAGCCACAGAGCCACAGAGCCACAGGCUGGAGGUGAGUCCAGCUCCACAGAUGAAGACACUGUGUCUUUGAGCAAGACACUUUACCCCAGUGUGUGUGUGUGUGUGAGUGUGUGGAGCGAGAGCGGCGAACACAGCAGGGCCCUGUGUCCGCGGGCCCCUGUGUCCGCGGGCCCCUGUGUCUGUGGCCCCUGUGUCCGUGGGCCCCUGUGUCUGUGGCCCCUGUGUCCGUGGGCCCCUGUGUCUGUGGCCCCUGUGUCCGCGGGCCCCUGUGUCUGUGGCCCCUGUGUCCGUGGGCCCCUGUGUCUGUGGCCCCUGUGUCCGUGGGCCCCUGUGUCCGCGGGCCCCCGUGUCGGGGUUAAACAGGUUCCCGUUUCACACAGACUGAAUCUUUAGUUUGAUCUAAACUCUUAAAGUGCCUCAUCGACUCUAAACACAAACCUCAGUGUCAAACAAAACUCUGAUCCCAAGACCUCGAGAUUCUGCAGGUCAACGAUUCAUUUACAUCCUGGACUUACUGAAACAUCCUGGACUUACUGAAACAUCCUGGACUUACUGAAACAUCCUGGACUUACUGAAACAUCCUGGACUUGCAAACAAAAAGCCUCAGAAUGUUUCAUGAACCAAGGCGUUUGACCCAGUGACCGGACAGAACAUCAGAGCUGUUUACAGGAGGAAUAUUUCCACGUUGGUUCUUCUCGCUCAUCGAGGUCGUGAGACUCUGGAGAACAUCAUCAGUUUUUAUUAUUCCACAUGUUUUGUGUCUCUGGACACGUGACGGUCACUGCUCUGGACAGAGUUUAAUCACCGUCUGUUUCUGCUGUUAUAUUUUCAUAUUUUACAGUAUUUUAUCAAAGUCCAAAAGUCUUUAUAUUUUAUUUACAGAAAUGUUACCAGAAUACGUUCAUUUGUAAAACUGUUUUACCUUAAAAGGAAUAAAGUGAAACUGAACAGUUUCAUACGGG
Periophthalmus magnuspinnatus is the source of this 4111-nucleotide messenger RNA. RefSeq names its product solute carrier family 66 member 2. Gene Ontology annotation, cellular component: endosome; trans-Golgi network. Gene Ontology annotation, biological process: retrograde transport, endosome to Golgi; phospholipid translocation. The transcript is spliced from 5 exons. The coding region runs from base 353 to 1117 and encodes 254 amino acids. NCBI's taxonomy places the organism in Eukaryota, Metazoa, Chordata, Actinopteri, Gobiiformes, Gobiidae. The record is from RefSeq and is a predicted model, not a curated record.